Molecule: messenger RNA, 378 nt
Organism: Suillus discolor
Lineage: Eukaryota; Fungi; Basidiomycota; Agaricomycetes; Boletales; Suillaceae
Exons: 1
Source: RefSeq, a predicted model, not a curated record
AUUCCAUUCCUCCCACUCCGACGAACCUUCAACUAUAUUAAUCCGAUGGAAUGGGCCACACUAUCGAAGGAGAUCGAAGAAUGGUUGGUGAACGAUGUAGACACUAGGUCUCAAUUAUGGACAUGGGGAUGCAAUGCUUUCUGGCUCACAUUCGUCGCAGCAUACCCUUUAUUUCCCAGAGGCAAAUGGCCAAUGUGGGACCCUCGCAUUCCUGUGGAGGGGACAUUUAUUCAGGAGUGGUUGGGACGGUCAAAUGAUAUUGAUGCCAUGAAACUUGAGGGCGAACAUUCUCUCGUGGCCCUACUCAAUGACAUAUGGGCCAAAUUCAACAGACAUACUGCGCUCUUUCACCCCUUGCCUCUUCUUGCUGUCGACUAA